AUGACCACGACCGCGCAGCAGGCUGGUUCCAACACGGCUGAGACUGCACGAGCAGCCAACUGGCGCUGGUUGUACGAGGUCGGCACGUCCACGAACUGCUACACGGGCAACGAAUGGGAUGAAACCAUUUGCUCCGACCCCGAGACGUGCGCGUCUAACUGCGCUCUUGACGGUGCCGACUACACUGGGGCCUACGGUAUCACCGCUGACACGGACAGCCUCACGCUCAAGCUGGUGACCGACAGUGCGUACAGCACCAACAUCGGUUCGCGCGUGUACGUCAUGGAGUCGGACGACACGUACAAGGCUUACAUGCUGCUGAACCAGGAAUUCACGUUCGACGUGGACGUGUCCAACUUGGACUGCGGUCUCAACGGCGCCCUGUACUUCGUCGACAUGGACACCGACGGUGGAAUGAGUCGGUUCUCCGGCAAUGCUGCCGGGGACAAGUACGGCACGGGUUACUGUGACGCGCAGUGCCCGCAAGACCUGAAGUUCAUCAGCGGUGAGGUCAAUGUCCUCAACUGGACGGCCAGUGCCACUGACAGCAACUCUGGCACUGGCGAAUACGGCUCGUGCUGUGCCGAGAUGGACAUUUGGCAGUCCAACAGCAUCAGCAACGCCUACACCUCGCACCCCUGCUCGGUGACGUCGAGCGCUGGAGGCUCGUACCGCUGUGAAAGCGCCACCGAAUGCGGCUCCGGGGACGAUCGUUAUAACGGAGUUUGCGAUAAGGACGGCUGCGACUUCAACCCGUACCGAAUGGGCAACAAGACGUUCUUCGGCCCCGGAUCGGAUUACACGAUAGAUACGACGAAAUCGUUCACGGUCGUGACGCGGUUCAUCACGGACGAUGGCACUGCGACGGGUACGCUGAGUGAGAUCACUCGCUUCUACGUGCAGGGCGACUGCUCAGCAGCAAAGACGGAGUUCGGCGACGAGGACGACCACAAGGCCAAGGGCGGACUUGCUCAGCUCGGGCUCGCCAUGAAGCGCGGCAUGGUGUUGACCAUGAGUCUGUGGACGGACAACGCCGCCUACUGCCUGUGGCUGGACUCGGACUACCCCGUGACUGCUGACGCCUCCGAGCCCGGUGUCUCGCGCGGUACGUGCGCCAAGACGUCGGGUGUCCCUGAUGAUGUUAUCUCGGAGCAGCUGGAUGCCACUGUCGUGUUCAGCAACAUCCGCUUCGGUGACAUUGGCACUACGGUGGACGUCCACCGGUACGUCAACUUCCCCGUCCACAUCGACAUCGUCGGGCUCGUCGACUUCCACUUCAACUACGGCGUCGUCCACGUCAACCGAUUCCACGGACGCUUCAACGUCCACCAGUACGUCCACAACGACGACUUCUCCGUCCACAUCGUCGUCUACUACUUCGUUGGACGCUUCAACGUCCACUUCUUCCUCAGCGGCCAACGAGGCUGA
Molecule: messenger RNA, 1428 nt
Organism: Phytophthora sojae
Lineage: Eukaryota; Oomycota; Peronosporomycetes; Peronosporales; Peronosporaceae
Product: putative glycosyl hydrolase family 7 protein
Exons: 4
Coding region: 1-1428 (475 amino acids)
Biological process (GO): carbohydrate metabolic process
Molecular function (GO): hydrolase activity, hydrolyzing O-glycosyl compounds
Source: RefSeq, a predicted model, not a curated record